Salvia miltiorrhiza (redroot sage) is the source of this 1684-nucleotide messenger RNA. Its product is annotated as fatty acyl-CoA reductase 2, chloroplastic-like. Gene Ontology annotation, cellular component: intracellular membrane-bounded organelle. Gene Ontology annotation, biological process: suberin biosynthetic process; long-chain fatty-acyl-CoA metabolic process. The coding region runs from base 44 to 1669 and encodes 541 amino acids. The transcript is spliced from 9 exons. Gene Ontology annotation, molecular function: alcohol-forming very long-chain fatty acyl-CoA reductase (NADP+) activity. The record is from RefSeq and is a predicted model, not a curated record. NCBI's taxonomy places the organism in Eukaryota, Viridiplantae, Streptophyta, Magnoliopsida, Lamiales, Lamiaceae.
GCAGUCUUGGUUUUUAGAGUUUAAUUAAAGGUAAUUAAACAUAAUGUUGGUGAAUGCAGCUGGUACCUCGUUCUUCUAUCCUCCAAUCAAACAUUCUUUUGUUAGGAAUUAUUUUACCAAAACAAACCUGCAAUUUGCUGCCAAUCAUCCUAAAAUCAAUGCUUUAAUUAGUAGGAAAAAUGAGCAAACACAUUCCCUCUUCACUUCUUGCUGCCAUCCACCGGCGUCGCAACUCAAAGCGGCGGCGGCGGCGGUUGAUGGGCACACAGGAAUAGGUAUCCUUGAAUUUUUUCAAGGGAAGAACAUUUUUGUUACUGGAGCAACUGGUCUCCUUGGAAAAGUUGUUGUGGAAAAGCUAUUAAGAUCAACCUCGAUGGGAAAAAUCUACUUGCUAAUAAAGGCAAAAGACAAGGAAGCUGCGUUUGAUAGAUUACAAAGCGAAAUAAUAAGUUCGGACUUGUUCGCAAGCUUGAAAGAAAAAUAUGGGACAUCUUAUAUAGGUUUGGUAAGGGAGAAGCUAAUACCAAUUGUGGGAGAUAUAUGCAAACCAAAUAUGGGAAUGGAUUCUGAAUCUAUCGAUGCUGUUAGGAAAGAUGUACAUGUUAUCAUCCAUUCUGCAGCUUCCACAACCUUCAAUGAGAGGUAUGACUUGUUAGUUGAUUCAAAUGUGAUUGCCCCUCAACGAGUAAUGAGGUUUGCCAAGACAUGCGACAAACUCCUACUCUUCACACAUAUAUCUACGGCUUAUGUUAAUGAGAGAAGAGAAGGUAUAAUAUUGGAAGAGCCAAUGAUUAUGGGAGGAGAUGAUGGUGCGGUUGAUGUGGCUGAUGAGAUAAGCUUGCUUCUUAGAUCACCCCCAAACAAUAAUGAUGCUACUACCAAUUUUUUCAGAAAGAUUGGCCUACAGAGAGCUGAAAUGUUGGGUUGGAGUACUACUUAUCAACUAUGUAAGGCUAUGGGUGAGAUGUGUGUGAAUGAAAUUAGAGGAGAUGUUCCUCUUCUUAUAAUUAGGCCAGCUAUCAUCGAGAGCUGCUACAGUCAACCUCUUCCUGGUUGGAUACAAGGAAUGAGGGUAUUAGAUCCAGUGAUCGUUUCUUAUGGAAAAGGAAUGAUCCCAGCUUAUCUUGCAAAUCCUCAUGUCCCUUUGGAUAUUAUACCAGUAGAUUUGGUAGCAAAUAUGACGAUUGCAGCUAUUGCAAAGCAUGGAAAUACACACGUGACAAUGGCACAAUCCACUAUCUACCAUGUUGCAUCUAGUCUUCAAAAUCCCAUAACAUGGUUCGAUGCUUUCGAAUAUCUAUAUGAAUACUUUAAAGAGGCACCUUUAAUUGAAGGAGCAAAGAUAUCAAGAGUCAAAUUUUUCGACGAUUUUGAGGAAUUCUCCAAAUGUUUAAGAGGGGAAAUUAUGCGACAUUAUGGUGCAAAUGGAGAUAGAAAGAUGUUGCGACAGUGCAAUGUCAAAGCUGCAUAUGCUGAACAACUUUGUAAGUUGUAUGAAUUCGUCGGAUUCCUCAAACCAAGGUACCAUACAGGUAAUAUUCAAAAAUUAAUUGAAGAAAUGUCAAAAGAGGAGCAGCUUAAUUUUCAAGUGGAUGUACGAAAUAUCAAUUGGAAAAAGUAUUUUCAAGAAAUUCAUAUUCCAGGACUGAGCAAGUAUGUAACUAAUUAAUCUAUAGCACAAGAC